Messenger RNA from Magnusiomyces paraingens, 2349 nucleotides. RefSeq lists its product as uncharacterized. NCBI's taxonomy places the organism in Eukaryota, Fungi, Ascomycota, Dipodascomycetes, Dipodascales, Dipodascaceae. Bases 1 to 2349 code for a protein of 782 amino acids. Gene Ontology annotation, cellular component: nucleus. Gene Ontology annotation, biological process: negative regulation of transcription by RNA polymerase II. The record is from RefSeq and is a predicted model, not a curated record. Gene Ontology annotation, molecular function: DNA-binding transcription factor activity, RNA polymerase II-specific; zinc ion binding; RNA polymerase II transcription regulatory region sequence-specific DNA binding. The transcript has 2 exons.
AUGCCUGAUCUAGAGGUAGAACAUAGUCAUGAAGACUGUCAUGGCCAUGAUCACAAUCACGACCAUAAAAAUGAACAUCAACAUCAUCAACAACAACAACACGCUCAUGUUUACGACAAGCUAGAUCUUGCCGAAUCUCUGCUGGCCGAGAUUGAAGACGGUCAGUACAUAUGUCUAGUGUGUGCCGAUGAGCUUGACGCCAAAUCGCCCAUUUGGAACUGCUCGGUAUGUUACCGUGUGUACCACCUUCCAUGCAUCAAGCAGUGGGCUGAAAAGUCGCUUGCGUUUCGUGCAGACUCGCCUGAUCCGACAGUAGAGUCUUGGAAAUGUCCAUCUUGCUCAACUACCUCCAGCAUGAUUCCACGCGAAUACCGAUGCUGGUGCAAAAAGGAACUGAACCCUACAUAUGAUGGAAUUGCACCACAUAGCUGUGGGCAAACCUGUGCUGCACCACUCUCGUGUAUUCAUAAAUGUAUGGCUAUUUGUCACCCGGGCCCACAUCCAGAAUGCACGGCUUUGGGCCCAAUGAUCAAGUGUUACUGUGCUAAAAAGUCAAAACAAUUGCCAUGUAUUCUUACCAGCUACAGCGGUUGGCAAUGCAACAAUAUUUGUGGAGAGCUGCUACCUUGUGGCAUGCACAAGUGCCAAAAAAAGUGUCAUCAAGGGCUCUGUGGCGAUUGUUCGGAAAAAAUCAAUGCCACUUGUUACUGUGGUGAAACAGUUUUACCGGUGACGUGCAACAAUUUGGAGCCAAAACAGAGCGUUGAGAUUGAUGCAGAAACCGGAAAGCAAUCUAAGUCUUGGAUUGGGUUUUUUGUAUGCGACAAAAUCCAGGAAGGCAAGUACGAAUGUAAUGUCCAUUCAUACAAGCUCGAGUGCAACAAGCGUACUGCAGAUACUUACAAGUGUCCACUGAGACCCGUUGAGGGCGAGACAUGCCCCUGUGGUAAAUCUCCAGUGACUGAUAUUCUUGGGCACCCGAGAUCCUCAUGCGAGGAAACAAUACCCACGUGUGGCCAGGUGUGCGACAAGAAACUUAAAUGUGGUCACACAUGCAAAUACCCAUGCCACGAGGGCGAGUGUCCUCGUUGUUAUUUUGUGACAGAUAUGCGGUGCCGAUGUGGCUACAAUCGGUUUUUGGUUCCAUGCGGGUUUGCAGUUACUGGCGAGAAGCCAAUUUGUGCUAGACGAUGUACAGGCAACUUGAACUGUCGUCGACACCGAUGCACAAAUGUGUGCUGCGAGUUUGAAAAGAAAGCUAUCAAGUAUGGCAAGAAUGCUGUUUGGGGCAAGGGUUACAGUGUAUAUGAUGAGACGAUUGAGCGGGAAUACAAGGAGAAGCAUGGGUGUACGCAAACAUGUAAUGCAAUGCUCAACUGUGGCAAACACCGAUGCAACAAGGAAUGUCAUGUAAGGCCGUGUGGGCCAUGUCUGGAAUCGUCGAGUGAAGACUGGGUUUGCCCCUGUGGGCGAACAAUAUUACGAGCUCCUGUGCGAUGCGGAACUAUGUUACCUACGUGUCCGUACGAGUGCACGCGUCCGACUCUGUGUGGGCAUCCGACGCCUAAACACCCGUGUCAUGGGGACGACAAGGAAUGUGACCGGUGUCUACGGCUUGUUAGCAAGCCAUGUGCGUGUGGCAAGAACCCUGAGGUGAAGAAUGUGCCGUGUUACCAAGAGUAUGCAUCAUGUGGGCAAUUGUGCGGCAAGCCCAUGGCGUGUGGACAUCCUUGUCCAAAGAUGUGUCAUCGGCCAGGGGAAUGCGAGACUAAGUGUUCGCGGUGCGCUGAGGUGCACAUUUUGGGGUGCAAAUGUGGAGAGAUUUCGAGGACAAUCCCCUGUAAAGCUACUGCGGCGGACCGUGAGAUGAAUUUAUUGAUUCCAUGCGAAGAGAGUUGUUUGGAAGCUGCGCGGCGACGGCAGCUUGCAGAAGCGUUUGGGAUGGAUCCUGCAAGGCAAGCACCUGGGGAGUUUGAAUAUUCGGACAAUGUGAUUGAUUUGUAUUUAGCCAACCCUGGGUGGUGCACGAGCACUGAGAAGAAGAUUCGGGACUUUGCAUUGUGUCAUGUGGGUAACGGUGAUAAUGGAACUAACAAGGUGCUAAGGUUCCCUCCGAUGAAGAAGUAUGAUCGGAUGUUUAUUCAUGAGCUUGCUACUGCAUAUAACAUUCGGUCUCAGUCGUAUGAUCCUGAGCCUCAGCGUAACGUUGUGUUGUUUGCCCCGCAGCGAAGUGGGCCUACCUCGGGUAGCAGCACACCUGGAGAGGCUGGGACGGUGACUGUGAAUGGUCCAGUGUAUAUUCCACGGUUGACUGUUGGUCGGUAUAUUACUGAGCAUGGGAUUGCAUAG